Rhopalosiphum maidis (corn leaf aphid) is the source of this 3411-nucleotide messenger RNA. RefSeq names its product nephrin-like. Gene Ontology annotation, molecular function: protein binding. The record is from RefSeq and is a predicted model, not a curated record. The coding region runs from base 120 to 2630 and encodes 836 amino acids. NCBI's taxonomy places the organism in Eukaryota, Metazoa, Arthropoda, Insecta, Hemiptera, Aphididae. The transcript has 16 exons.
CCGACCGGAAGUGUUGUACGCCGCCGCCACCGUCGCCAUAAUAUCAUUCGGAGGUCCCGCGAGCAGCACGUGCCGCGAAGUCCGCGUGUUCACAAUCGUCUUCAACGAGUGAUCACGAAAUGGUUGAAUUCAACUUCUUGACAUUAGUACUUUUGCUACUGGUGAUGACUACAGAUAACCUCGAAGGUUUGGCGACAACCAAAUCUUUAUCACGUGAAAUAGAUAAUGCUAAACACGUCGAUGCAGUCUUGGGUGAUAAAGCUGAACUGCCAUGUAACGUUCAGACUAUCAAGAAUUCAACAGAAUCGCCGAUUUUAAUAAUUUGGUAUAGAGGACAAGACUAUCCCAUUUAUAGCGUUGAUCAGCGGGAUCACACGACAAGCAAACAUUGGUCAGCUCAUUCUUUGGAAGACAGAAUAUAUUACACAGAAAACAAAGGAUUUGCUGUAUUAAUAAUAGAGGACAUACGUACAACUGAUGGGGGUCAGUACAGGUGCCGAGAGGAUUUCAAGUACGCUCCGACGCGCAACAACUUUAUUUUACUCGAUAUUAUAAUACCGCCAAGCAGACUGGAAAUCUUAGAUGACCAGAAUAACGUCGUUCAGAAUUCCACGUUGCCACCCGUCAUGGAAAACGGGGCAUUAGAAAUCACGUGUAAAGCUUACGAUGGAAAUCCUUUACCACGUUUAAUGUGGAAUAUACGAGGAGAAAAUAUAGACAGUUCGUACGAAAUGAAGAUCGAUGACAAUACAGUGGCCAAUGUGUUACGAAUUGAUCAUGUUCAUCGAGAAAAUCUCGGUAGAGAACUCAUUUGCGAAGCGUCCAACAUGCCAAAUACCAUUCAAGUAUCAACGUCAGUUACUAUGAAUGUUUAUCUGAAGCCAUUAAGCGUGGCUAUCACAGGAGCUGAACACCCUUUUCUCUCAGGAGAGCCAAGUAAUCUCGAUUGCAUUUCAUAUGGUUCAAGACCAGCAGCUAAUAUCACAUGGUACCACAAUGGACAGAUCAUCGAGUAUGAAACAAAAAGGAUAAAGGUGGUGGGAAAUAAUAAUAUGACAUGGAGUACUCUAAGAUUAGUACCAACUGAUGACGAUAAUCAAAGUGUUAUAACCUGCGUGGCAAGCAACAUAUAUUUUCCAGCUGAUACAAAAGAACAAAAGAUAAUACUUAACGUUCAUUAUCCUCCAAGGCUACAAAUAUGUUUAGGCAGGAACCUAAAUGUGUCUAACAUUAAAGAAGGAUCAGAUGUAUACUUCGAAUGUACUAUCAACGCUUCACCGACCAUAACCAGACUUGAUUGGGAUCAUAAUGGAUCAAAUGUCGGACAGCACGAAAGCCGAAGGACAAUUGUGAGCAAUCAAACAUUAGUCUUACAAUCAAUAACACGAAAAGGUUCUGGAAGUUAUCGGUGCAUAGCCUCAAAUGCCAGAGGAAAAUCGAUAAGUGACGCCUAUCACCUUGACGUUAAAUACGAACCAUCUUGUAAAACUGAUCAACAACGUGUAUACGGUGCACACAAAGGAGAAACUGCGUGGGUUAAGUGCGACGUCAACAGCAAUCCUAUUCCUACUUCGUUCCGUUGGGCUUUCAACAACUCCGUAUCUGGAUUGAUCAACGUAGCUAAUUCAGACAAGAGUAUGUCCAUCAUUAAGUUCAAAGUAUCAGAUUUUGGUACGCUUUUGUGCUGGGCAACCAACUCUUUAGCAACUCAAUCCCAACCUUGUGUCUAUCACAUUGUUCCAGCAGGUAGGCCAGAUCCACCUAGAAAUUGCUUGCCAGUAAAUGUGACGAGUACUCGGUUCACAAUUCGAUGUGAACCCGGAUAUGGUGGUGGACUUCCGCAGCACUUUGCAUGCACAAUUGCCACGAUCGAUCGACCAGAUGUAGUCGAAGCCAGUUACGUUGGCCAAACCGGUCACGUUACUGUAAAAAUUACCGGGUUGCGACCGUCCACCCGAUACGUCACCACAGUGUACGCAAGCAACGCAAAAGGCUCAAGUAUCGGCCAUGUACGAGUUUAUGUCGAAACAGCUCCUAAUCCCAAGGACCCACAUGUAGCUGGAGAUUCCACCAGCACUGCUACGCGGUUUUCCGAAGCCGCACACAUAGGUAUCCUGUUUCUCGGAUGCUGCUUCGUGGGAGUGUGUGCAAUGGCCGUGGUGUACGCCAAACGGUUGGCGGCCAACGUCCGUGGACGAUCAGUAUUCCGUGAACGGCAAACUGUCAGGAUUCAAAACGGCGAAGAAAUUCGAUUUACAGGGUCCAAGGGUGUCGAAGAACGUCCAGUUGUCACAAACGAUGAAAGAGGAAUGCAAACAGGAUCAAAAGUCAAAAUCAAAAUUCAUGAAAAUUUGAAAAAUGGACAAUACAAAGAAAUUAAUUCAGAAUCGUCGUAUUCUGUACUAACUAUACAAAAUAUUAAUACUUCACGAGCAUCGCAGUUGGAAGGUCGUUUGAAUGAUAAAAACAAUGUCCGGUUAUUCACACCGACACCGCGAACGCAGAACAGCAAUCAGCAAAAGAUAUGUGAAUCGUUCGUACACUAUCCAAACCGCAAGUCCAACCCGAUGCAGGAUAUGGUUUACACCAGUACGGCCAAACCAUACGCUGAAGUAGAAAGCAUUGUAUAGAUUAACAUAGUUCAUUUUAGCUCACUCUUCAGCGCUUAAACGGAGAUUUUCAUUGUGGUACGCUAAUGAUAACGCGUACACAACAACCGUCGUGGCACAGAUCCACUACACAUAUGUUACAGUGGUUCGGAGAGUGAAGCAAAUUGGGACGUGGCGACUUCCCGCCAGUGUUAGUUCACGGGUUCGGGAGUAACGGCGGCGCAGCCAAUGGUCCGCCGGCGAUCAUGGAAACCCUGUGCAAAGAGGAAGUCCGUCCGCUCAGUCUAUUCAAAUGAUGCAUUAAUCUGUUCACCGAAUGGGUCCAGACGUGGUCUGAUGACGACAAAGACAGCUUCCUGAGUGGCAUACGUUCCAUGGUUGAGUUACCUAACCUAACCUAACCACGGACACGAAUUUUGCAGGGAGAUACGAACAGAAAGCUGUAGGCCAAGUGGUCAGCAGUUCCAAUUUUCCAAACACUGCAGUGGUAUUGAUGGGGAUUAAAAUCCCGAAAGAUUACCAGAAAGAAACGAUUUAAAUGGACUAUGCUCAUCGCAUGUUAUAAACUCUGUAAUUUUAAAUAAUAGAUAUUUCAUUAAGUAUUGAAAGGUUUUACUCGGUCAUUCGUCAUUUUAGUAAUGGAUUCUUACAUAAUGGUUAUUUUAAAUUAAAUCAAGUUGUAAAAUAGAUUUUUACGACUUUCGUCCUAUACAACAUUAUACAUUAUAAUACAAAAUACUUGAUCAUUCCAACCUAUAAUAAAUUUAAUAUUCGUGUAUCUAUAUUACUUCAAUAAUUUACU